CGGGUUUGGUAUACCUGAAAUUUGGCAAACGGGAGAUAACUUUUGAUGUAAACAUGUACUGCAACGUCAAGAAUUAAAGAAAUGAAAACAUCUGUUAAUGUAGGAUCUGUUUUUUGAAGACUCCUUAAACAAUGUCGAGUUUAGAAAAUUUACCAAUUGACAUUCAUUUCAACAAACUACAAGAUUGGUUAAUCAAUCGACGACACUGCAUCCAGGAAUGGCAAGCUCGAGCUGUCAUCAUAAGGGAGAAAAUCAACGAAGCCUUGACUGAUAUGCCCAAAAGUUCCCAGAUUCUGGAGCUGUUAGAAGGAACAUAUGUAACUUACUUUCACUCCAAGAAGAUUAUUGAAUUGUUGAAGGAAGAUGAAGAAUCUGGCAAAAAGAAUGUGUUUGGGCAGUACUCCUCCCAAAGAAUGAAAGAUUGGUCAGAAAUAAUAAAGUUAUAUGAAAAAGAUGGUGUCUAUCUAGGAGAGGCAGCACAAAUGUUGGCAAGAAAUGUUAACUAUGAAGUUCCUGCUCUUAAAAGACAAAUUGCAAAAUGUCAACAAAUUAAAAAGGAGUGUGAAAGAAAGCAGACAGAUUAUACCGCCAAGGCAGAGGAACUUCGGAAGAAGUAUGAUGCAACAUGUAAACAAAUGGGCAUUGAGGGUAAAAAAAUAAAAACAGAGUUAGCUGCCCUUGUUCAAGAUUUGCCUGCAGAGUUUCAGAAGAUUUCAGAGUCUGCAUCUAAGCUGACCAAAUCUGUGCAAUAUUAUGAUGAAUUCGUGGAUUUCCUCGCUAAUGAGUCAGAAACAGAUAGAGACAGCUUACCAGUGUUGAAGUAUAUAAUGGAGAAAGGAAACACGACCACAUACCAGUGGAGGACAGGAGAAAAACCAGAGGUGAUAGAGGAGGCCAAAAUCUUCAUUGACACGUCAGACGAGACAGACGUCAUGCAAGUCACAGAUGAUAUUGACUGGGGAGAUCCUGGUUCUAUGACUGAGUCUGCCAUUGAUUUUGGUGAUGAAAUAGAUUUCAGCAUGGCUGACAUUACUGUUGAAACAGGUGGCACAGAGGAGGGAGAUGAGAAUUCUGAGAUAGAUUUUGGCACCAAGGAACAUGAUAGCGAUAGCAAUGGCAUUGAUUGGAAUGAGGUGGUUAUUGUCAAUAAAACAGAUUCAGAGGGUGUUGCCAAAGGAGAAGAUGCCAUGUCAAUAUUAGACAAUCCUCGAACACGGGUUCUAUUUAUUGAUGAUUUGAUGGAGCUAGAGGCGUUUCUAUCCCAGCGUUUGUUUGAGUUGGAAUCUGACUCGGCGGGGGGAGAUGUCCUCUCCAGCAGUCAGAUGCAGGACGCCCCCUCCUCCAUACAGCUCCCUCAGGACACAGUGACGGGUAUGAUCAGCCAGGUUAGAGACAUCAUAGCAGCAUUCAGCACAGUGAAAAUGCACCACCUACUGUCCAUCAGGAACUCCCCAAGAUAUGUUGACCGAUUAAAGGAAACAUUAAAACAGAUGUUGAACUUGGCAGACAAGAUGGUGUUUCUGGAAAAAGAAAUGGUGGUUAAACACAAAGAUGCAGACGUUGAGCAAUCGGAGACGCAGCCCAAACUGGAGCUAGUCAUCAGACGCACCAAGGAAAUGCAAAAACAGAUGGAGUCGGAUAUAUCCAGGCGGUACAAGGACAGGGUAGUGAACAUAAUGGGAGAAAUCAACACAAUGUGAUUAUUCCAAAUGUCUAAACAAUUUAAAUUUGCGAUCUGACUCACGUGAGCAAUACAUGUCGCUGUAUCUGAAAUUUUGCAAAAUCAAAUAAAUUCUUAAAAUUCAUAGAUCAGUGGCAACCAAAACGCAAAAAUUUCAUGGGGUGUCAAUUUAAACAGCUCACGGCCAUAUGGACAAAAAGUUCAUGGGGUGUCAAUUGAAAAAGCUCACGGCAAUAUAGACAAUAUUAUGUAACCAGUUGUUUAAUGAUUAAUUAAGAAAGAUCAUCGGAUACGCACCAUUGAUUACACUUCCUUCCUUUCUCUAUCACCCAUGGGUCCAUUCAUACCAAUUCACUUGUUCUCAUGAAUGAUUUAUUGAAAGCAAUUUUGUCCAAUCAGCAAGUCUGACUCUUAUUUCUACGCAUUCUUUUGCACAAUAUUGUCUGGAUAGCGAGGUUAAAGUAAUACUACUUUUAAAAACAAGAGAUCUGUUCCUCUGUCAAAUCAAUAUCAAUGGACAGUAAAUUUUUAAAAAUCAUUAGUCAUGAGAACAAGAGAAUUUAUGCAUGGACAUGUGGGUGAUGGAGAGAGGAAUGAAAUGUAAUCAAUCGUGGGCCUCUGUCGAUGGUUAAGGCACCGAUUGUGAUAUUUAUAAUGAAUAAAGAGAUGGGAAGGCAA
Molecule: messenger RNA, 2359 nt
Organism: Ostrea edulis (European flat oyster)
Lineage: Eukaryota; Metazoa; Mollusca; Bivalvia; Ostreida; Ostreidae
Product: CDK5 regulatory subunit-associated protein 3-like
Exons: 15
Coding region: 132-1700 (522 amino acids)
Biological process (GO): regulation of mitotic cell cycle; regulation of cyclin-dependent protein serine/threonine kinase activity
Cellular component (GO): endomembrane system
Source: RefSeq, a predicted model, not a curated record